AUGGCGAUCUCUGAGAUUGGGAGAGCUGGGGUGGGGCCAGACUUGGAGGUGGGGCUGAGGCCAAUGAGAGGCCCUGCCUCAGUUUCCCUCACUGGCCAGGAGGCAGCAGAGAAAACUGGCCUGUGCUGGAAAGCUGAGCUUGCUGGAGAGCUGGGAGCUGCUGUUUCUGGUCAGGGUGGGUGGUGGAUUGGGGUUGAAAUAGCUGGGCUGGGGCCAGAACUGGAGCUGGAGCUGAAGCUGAAGCUGGUGUCAGUGAGAGGCCCUGCCUCAGUUUCCCUGACUGACCAGGAACUGCAGACUGAACUGGGCUCUGCUGGAAAGUUGCUGGCUGCCCUCUCCACGUUUUUGCUUUCUGCCUUUGGACGCUGCCACGGAAGCAUCGUUGAACUCUCUCUUCUCACUGCCGUCUUGUCUAAGUCCGUGUCUCCCAAAGAGCCCAAACAGCUGUGGAAACUCUUUAUCAGAGAAUUGAGAUUUGAAACAACUGAUGAAAGCCUGAGGAGCCAUUUUGAGCAAUGGGGAACGCUCACAGACUGCAUGGUAAUGAGAGAUCCAAACACCAAGUGCUCCAGGGGCUUUGGGUUUGUCACGUAUGCUACUGUGGAGGAGGUAGGUGCAGCCAUGAAUGCAAGGCCACACAAGGUCGAUGGAAGAGCUGUCUCAAAGGAAAGAGAAGAUUCUCAAAGACCGGGUGCCCACUUAACUGUGAAAAAGAUAUUUGUUGGUGGCAUUAAAGAAGACACUGAAGAACACCACCUAAGAGAUUAUUUUGAACAGUAUGGUAAAAUUGAAGUGAUUGAAAUCAUGACUGACCAAGGCAGUGGCAAGAAGAGGGGCCUUGCUUUUGUGACCUUUGAUGAUCAUGACUCUGUGGAUAAGAUUGUCAUUAAGAAAUAUCAUACUGUGAAUGGCUACAACUGUGAAGUACAGAAAGCCCUGUCCAAACAAGAAAUGGCUAGUGCUUCCUCCAGCCCUAGAGGUUGAAGUGGUUCUGGAAACUUCGGUGGUGGUCGAAGAGGUGGUUUUGAUGGUACUGACAACUUUGGUCAUGGAGGAAACUUCAGGGGUUGUGGUGGCUUUGGUGGCAGCAGUGGUGGUGGUGGCAGAUAUGGUGGAAGUGGGGAUGGCUAUAAUGGAUUUGGUAAUGAUGGAAGCAAUUUUGGAGGUGGCUAUAAUGAUUUUGGCAAUUACAACAAUCAGUCUUUAAAUUUUGGACCCAUGAAGGGUGGCAACUUUGGAGGCAGAAGCUCUGGCCCUUAUGGAGGUGGGGGUCAAUACUUUGCCAAACCACAAAAUCAAAGUGGCUAUGGCAGUUCCGGCAGCAGCAGUAGCUAUGGCAGUGGCAGAGACUUUGCCAAACCACGAAAUCAAGGUGGCUAUUGUGGUUCCAGCAACAGCAGUAGCUAUGGCAGUAGCAGAAGGUUUUAA
Messenger RNA from Tupaia belangeri chinensis (Chinese tree shrew), 1428 nucleotides. RefSeq names its product heterogeneous nuclear ribonucleoprotein A1-like. Lineage: Eukaryota; Metazoa; Chordata; Mammalia; Scandentia; Tupaiidae. Gene Ontology annotation, molecular function: mRNA 3'-UTR binding. Gene Ontology annotation, cellular component: catalytic step 2 spliceosome. Gene Ontology annotation, biological process: mRNA splicing, via spliceosome. The record is from RefSeq and is a predicted model, not a curated record.